GCACGUUAUGCCCUUACAAGGGUUUCGUGCUGCUUUGCUAUAUUUUGCUUUCUGUGUGACUGUGCCGCAGUUGCUCCAGUCGCUCACCAUCCUCGUCCAUAAAAUAAUAUCUGUCAUAUCUUCUUCAAACAUUGGUCAGUAUUGACCGGACUGCUAUAUCAAGCUAAUUUCGAACCCGUCGUCCUAUUCAUGGUUAUUGCCAUCUCCACAGCAUAGGCUGCAUAGCGCUCAAGAAUACUCCGCUCCCUCUAUUCGCUCACCAUCCUGGCAUUUCCUCCACUUCCAUCCACAACUACUGACGAGCACUCCUGGCGGCUGCUCUAGAUGUCGAACGAGCAACAAACACACACCGUCCGAAUCACAGUCCUUGCCGCCAACUCCCUUGUGAAGCGAGAGGUUUUCAGUCUUCCAGACCCAUUCGCCGUCGUCUCCGUCGACACUGAUCAGACAUACACCACCAGUCCUGUGAAAAAGAGUCUGAGCCCAACUUGGAACCAGCACUUUGAUAUCACCGUUCGGCCAUCUUCCACUAUUAUAAUCCAGAUAUUCGACCAGAAGAGAUUCAGAAAGCGAGAUCAAGGUUUCCUAGGACUUGUUGAGCUUACUGGUCAAGAGGCGAUAGAGCACACGGCCAACAGUUACAGGCUUAUAACUCACGACCUUCGCCAAUCGUCUACUGGAUCAUCUGUCUACGGAAAGAUGUUAUUUUCGUUCUCGCUUCCGCCGAACACCCCAUCAGAUGCCGGGCAAAGCAAUCUAUUACCCAGUAUAUCAUCAAACCGGUCUCUGCGCCCCCGUCAGAGCACACCUAUGCUUCACCCCGAGUCCUCAACAAGGGUACCCGCUCUUCCCCGCGCCCCAUCUCUCGGUCCCCUUCUAAACCGCCGAGGUUCAACUUCCAACUCGGAGUCCCGAACCUCGUCAGAUAGCGCAACAACGAUAUCCAGGCCUCCUAUAGGUAUUGCACGUGAGGUUUCUCUCACGGGACAAUCUACCACCAGUACCAGUGGGGAUGACGAAGACGAAUUGCCCCUCCCUCGAGGAUGGGAGCGUCGUCUUGACGAACGAAGCGGUCGAGUUUAUUACGUUGACCACAAUAGAAGGAUGACCACAUGGGUACGACCCACAACCACACCUUCCACAUCACCUUCUAUCCGUGCUCCGUCAAUCUCCGUGACGCAGCCGCAUGUUCAGAAUCCCACCCGCAGCAGCGGUGGCUAUGUAGAUGUCCCUCUACCGGCAGGAUGGGAAGAGCGUCGGACACCAGAAGGACGUCCCUACUUUGUUGACCAUCAUACACGCCUGACGACAUGGAUAGACCCACGUACGGUACAGAUCGCUCCUUCCGCUAUCUCUGCGUCCACGAGCGCGAAUGCGAAUAUUGGUCCCCUUCCAUCUGGUUGGGAAAUGCGCCUUACCUCCACUGGCAGAGUAUAUUUUGUUGAUCACAAUACCCGCACUACGACCUGGGAUGAUCCAAGAUUACCCUCAAAUCUGGAUUCUAAUGCCCCUCAGUACAAACGUGAUUACAGAAGGAAGGUGAUCUACUUCCGCAGUCAACCCGCGAUGAACCUGAAGGAGGGCAAAUGCGAAUUGAAGCUGCGGAGAAGCCGAGUCUUGGAUGACAGCUUCGCCGCUGUCAUGCGGAUGAGUGGAAAUGAGCUGAAAAAGAGGCUCGUGAUCAAAUUUGAAGGAGAAGAUGGCUUGGACUACGGAGGUGUCUCAAGGGAGUGGUUCUUCCUGGUAUCUCAUGAAAUCUUCGACCCAUCCUAUGGCUUGUUCCAAUAUUCUGCACACGACAAUUACACCCUUCAGAUGAACUGGAUGUCGGGUGUCAAUCCUGAGCAUCUCACGUACUUCAAAUUUAUCGGGCGAUGUCUUGGGCUUGCUAUAUUCCACAGGCGGUUCCUCGAUGCCUACUUCGUGCCGAGUUUCUACAAGAUCAUCCUAGGGAAAAAGUCAACAUUGGCUGAUCUCGAAGGCGUCGAUGCCGACCUUCACCGUAGUCUAGUCUGGAUGCUAGAAAAUGACAUCACCGAUGUCUUAGACGAAACGUUCACUUCUACGGAAGACCGCUUUGGCGAGAUUGUGGAAGUCGAGCUGAAACCAGGAGGAGCUAAUGUACCCGUUACGGAAGAUAACAAGAAGGAGUACGUUGAAGCGGUUGUGGAAUACCGUACUAAGACAAGGGUCCGGGAACAAUCCCAAGCUUUCAUGCAAGGCUUCCAGGAGAUCAUACCUCGAGACUUGAUCGAACUUUUUGACGAACGAGAACUGGAGCUUCUCAUAGGAGGGAUGUCCGAGAUUGACACCGAUGACUGGAUUCAAUACACUGAUUAUCGCGGAUACGAAAAGACGGACAAAGUCAUCGAAUGGUUCUGGCAAUGCAUUCGUAGCUGGCCCCCAGAACGCAAAUCGCGCUUACUCCAGUUUGCAACGGGUACUUCCAGAGUGCCUGUCAAUGGCUUCAAGGAUUUACAAGGCUCGGAUGGGCCCCGGAGAUUCACCAUUGACAAGUCUGGUGAUCCAUCGCAACUCCCGAGAAGUCAUACGUGUUUCAAUAGGAUCGAGUUACCUCCUUACCAAGAUUACGAGAGCCUCGAAAAAAAAUUGACGUAUGCCAUCGAGGAAACGGAAGGAUUCGGUGUAGAAUGAGUCGUAUGCCUUGCUUCGAUUAUUCUUCAAAAUGUUGUACUUUUUACGAUGCACGUAUACUGAACUUUCCUUCGAUCUGCAUUCUCUCAUCGGUACCAGACAGACUUGCAGUGCUGACGACCAUCGGAUCGGGUGUAUCGAUGAGGCUGACGAAACCAACGAUGAGUCACCCGAUCCGCUCCCGCGACGCGCGUAGUCUUCGACGAAUUCGGAGCACAUUAUACCUGAACCAGUGAUCUGGUCUCUCCCAGAGGAAGGGUAUGUUAUGUCCAUCGUUACGGA
Suillus bovinus is the source of this 2937-nucleotide messenger RNA. RefSeq lists its product as uncharacterized. The transcript has 9 exons. The record is from RefSeq and is a predicted model, not a curated record. Gene Ontology annotation, molecular function: protein binding; ubiquitin protein ligase activity. The coding region runs from base 325 to 2655 and encodes 776 amino acids. Gene Ontology annotation, biological process: ubiquitin-dependent protein catabolic process. Lineage: Eukaryota; Fungi; Basidiomycota; Agaricomycetes; Boletales; Suillaceae.